CAAUAAUCAUGGUCAUGGUCAAAGUGCGGACACUUCUUUCAAUAUUUUUCAAAAUCAAAGAAGCAAUGUUGGAAAUUUAUGUUCUGAAUCUGGAAUAUGUUUUACCUUGAAACCAGCUCCUAGUAAUCAUAUGAAAAUUCAUACAGAAAAGAAAGUAUUUUCAUGUCCUUACUGUGGGAAAUGUUUUACUCAGAAAUCACAUCUAAUUAAUCAUCAAAAAAAUCAUACAGGAGAGAAAGCAUUUUCAUGUUCUGAUUGUGGGAAAUGUUUUACUCGGAAAUCAAGUGUUACUAUACAUCAGAAAAUUCAUACAGGAGAGAAAUCAUUUUCAUGUUCUGACUGUGGUAAAUGUUUUACUGCACAAUCAAACCUUAUUAUGCAUCGGAAAACUCAUACAGAAGAGAAAGCAUUUUCAUGUUCUAAAUGUGGUAAAUGUUUUACUGCAAAAUCAUCUCUUAUAAUACAUCAGAAACUUCAUACAGGAGAAAAGCCAUUUUCAUGUUCUGACUGUGGGAAAUCCUUUACUCAGAAAGGAAAUCUUAUUAUACAUAAGAAAAGUCAUACAGGAGAAAAAGCAUUUUCAUGUUCUGAAUGUGGUAACUGUUUUAUUCACAAAUCAAGUCUUAUUACACAUCAGAAAAUACAUACAGGAGAGAAGCCAUUUUCAUGCUCUUACUGUGGGAAAUCUUUUACUCAGAAAGCAUAUCUUCUUAUACAUCAGAAAAUCCAUACAGGAGAGAAGCCUUUUUUAUGUUCUGACUGUGGGAAAUGUUUCCUUCAAAAAUCUAGUCUUAAUAAGCAUCAGACAAUUCAUACAGGAGAGAAGCCAUUUCCAUGUUCUGACUGUGGUAAAUGUUUUACUCAAAAAUCAAGUCUAAAUAUUCAUAAGAAAAUUCAUACAGGAGAGAAGCCAUUUCCAUGUUCCGAUUGUGGGAAAUCUUUUACCCUGAAAGCACAUCUUGUUUCUCAUCAGAAAAUUCAUAUUAAGGGAAAUUAGAGCUUAACCACUUUAGUAUGUAAGGCAACACGGUCAUCAUCUGCACAAUGUAUAUAGUAAUUAUGAUUACAUGUCAUUCUCUGGAGGCUCACAUUUUCAGCUGUUUAAGGCCCCUUCGGCAUCUCAAGCUGUUAGGUGGCUGUUGGUGCUCAGGUGUCCCUUUACAGAUUUCAAUAGCCAAGUGAUCACAUGGUAUAAAAAAAUGUGUCUGAGUAGAAUUUUAUGGAAGGGAGCCAUUAUGUGCAGAUAAGAGUUUUAUUUAAAAAAAGGCCCUUUUAUUAUGUUUGAUAAAUUUUCUUUUAAAAUGUACAAGUAUAUACUGACAUGUUAGCACUCCACUUGAAAUCUAGCGCUAUGUAUGUAUUCAUUUGGAGCAGACUAUCCCAAGUAUUAUUACAAUUAAAAGUAGGACACUGUUCUAGGAAACAAAUAUAGACAGAAAUUGAGAAUAUACAAAUAUAUUAACUGGGGAAUUAUAAUAUAUUUGAAAUUAUUAUAUCAGGACACAAUACAAGGAAAAAUAAAGCAGUUUGAUAUAUA
Bombina bombina (fire-bellied toad) is the source of this 1537-nucleotide messenger RNA. Its product is annotated as gastrula zinc finger protein XlCGF7.1-like. The record is from RefSeq and is a predicted model, not a curated record. The coding region runs from base 131 to 997 and encodes 288 amino acids. Lineage: Eukaryota; Metazoa; Chordata; Amphibia; Anura; Bombinatoridae. The transcript has a single exon. Gene Ontology annotation, molecular function: DNA-binding transcription factor activity, RNA polymerase II-specific; RNA polymerase II cis-regulatory region sequence-specific DNA binding. Gene Ontology annotation, biological process: regulation of transcription by RNA polymerase II.